Messenger RNA from Penicillium soppii, 2364 nucleotides. Its product is annotated as COPI-interacting protein CEX1. The transcript has 9 exons. Lineage: Eukaryota; Fungi; Ascomycota; Eurotiomycetes; Eurotiales; Aspergillaceae. Gene Ontology annotation, cellular component: cytoplasm. Gene Ontology annotation, molecular function: protein kinase activity; ATP binding. Bases 1 to 2364 code for a protein of 787 amino acids. Gene Ontology annotation, biological process: tRNA export from nucleus; protein phosphorylation. The record is from RefSeq and is a predicted model, not a curated record.
AUGGAUUUCCUCAAAUCCGCCAUCGGGUCCGCUAUCGCGAAGGGUGGUGGACUUCCAUUCUCCCUUGGUGAUAGAGUCGACAUUGGCGACUCAGUCUGGGCUUUACACAACGGUACAAAACGGGAUGAUGGUUCUGCUUGUAGUGUUUUUGCAUUCGAUAUCCAUGCAAACAAGUCGCGCCUUCCUCUCGCAAAAAAUGCAGUCCGCAAGUCAAGGACGUUACGGCAUCCCGGUGUAAUCAAGGUCCUGGAUACCAUUGAGACGGAACACAAUUUGUAUAUUGUCACAGAGCGGCUCGUGCCUCUCAGUUGGCCGGUGAAGAGGAGGAGUUUGAGCGAGGAGACUGCCAAGUGGGGUCUACACAAUGUCGCGUCUACAUUAAAGUUCAUUAACGACGAUGCUUCCUCCGUUCAUGGUGCCGUGCGUGCAUCUUCGGUAUUUACAAGUGAAAGUGGCGAAUGGAAGCUCGGCGGAUUCGACAUCCUUAGCUCCAUGAAGGAAGACGAUGCAAUCAUCUAUACCUAUGGCAGCAUUGUGCCCGAUGCCGCUCGAUACACCCCACCCGAGGUUGUCAAAGGUGGCUGGGAUACUAUCAAACGCAACCCUUUGGCAGCUGUUGAUGCAUAUGGCCUGGGAAUCUUAAUCUUCGAGGUGUUCAACGGCAACUUCUCAGGUGGCGAUCAAGUUGGCAAGACAACGAACAUUCCGCCGUGCAUGCAACAAAGCUAUAAGCGUCUUUGUACUGCAAACCCCAAGCUUAGAUUGAGCCCAGGGCAUUUUGUUGAACAGGGAAAGAAGCACGGUGGUUUCUUUCAGACGCCACUCAUUCGGAUGACUGAAGACAUAGACAGUUUGGGGCUCAAAAGCGAUACUGAACGUGAAGAAUUCAUAAAUGAACUUGACAACCUUUCAGAAGAUUUUCCAGAGGAAUUUUUCAAGAUGAAAGUUCUCCCAGAGCUACUCAAGUCCGUCGAGUUCGGUGGCGGCGGUCCGAAAGUUCUUAGUGCAACCUUGAAGAUCGGUGCAAAGUUGUCAGCAGAGGAGUUCAACUCUAAACUGACCCCUGUAAUCGUGCGUCUAUUUGGUAACCCUGAUCGAGCACUACGGGUCUGCCUUUUGGACAAUCUUCCGUUGAUGAUCGAGAACCUCACCCAGAAGGUUGUCAAUGACAAAAUCUUCCCUCAAAUGACAUCUGGUUUUACCGAUGUGGCGCCGAUCGUACGAGAGCAGACAGUGAAGGCUGUACUGACAAUCAUAAACAAACUUAGUGACAGGAUUGUGAAUGGAGAACUCUUGAAGUUCUUAGCUCGUACUGCGAACGAUGAGCAACCGGGAAUUCGGACGAACACGACUAUCUGUCUUGGUCGAAUUGCUAAGAACUUAAGCCAGAGUACUCGCUCCAAGGUACUCAUCGCGGCAUUCACCAGAGCCAUCAGAGAUCCGUUCAGUCACGCUCGAGUUGCAGGACUCCUAGCUCUAUCCGCAACAAUUGAUGUGUUUACGGAGGAUGACUGUGCUAGCAAGAUCCUGCCCGCCAUCUGUCCUUCGCUCUUGGACAAGGAGAAAUUGAUCCGUGACCAAGCAAACAAGACAUUUGAUGUGUACGUCCAGCGGAUACGAAAAUACGCUGGCACUAUGGCAGACACCGUGAUACCUGCUUCUGCACCGACAGAAGCUCACAAAGUCGAACCCCGUGUCGGGACUCCCAGCGACAAUUCCUGGGCCGGAUGGGCCAUCUCAUCUUUCACCAAUAAAAUUGCGACUGCCGACGGCGAGAUUGAACCCACAGCCAGUAGUGUCAAGCCCGCAGAUCCCGAGACUGCGCGCUCUGCUUCGGUUCCUCGCCCGGCGAAGUCAUCCCCUUCGCUCGAACUACACAAGCAAGCUCUCCGCCCUACAGCCCAAACUUUGAACCGGUCAAUGUCAGACCGACCUCCCCCGGUGGUCCACGAUUAUGAACCCGAAGAAGAAGAAGAAGAAGAAGAAGAAGAAGAAGAAGAAGGGGACGAUGUCUUUGAUGCCUGGGGUGCUAUGGAUGACGACGCAAAUGACGUCGAUCCGUUUAGUGCUGCAGUAGCCUCCCCCAAACCUAUAUCGCCUGCUCCUUCAUCAAGCAAACCCCCCGCAAUCCCAUACGAUGAUGGGGGUGAACCCGAUUUCGCCGGCUGGCUAGCCGCCAAAUCCCAAACCAAGGCCAAGAACCCGUUGCCAAAGGGUCUGACCAAGGCUGCGUCUACCAACUCUGUUGCUACUCGCUCAACGGCGAGCACCGUUAGGCCCCGAACAGUAGUCGUUUCAAAGAAGAUCGACAUUAAACCUAAACAAGAGGAGGCUGAUGAUGACUGGGGUGAUGCGUGGGAUUGA